UGUGUCUAUAAAGGUUUUUCAAAGCCUCCGUGCUGCAGCAAUGGCGGCUCCCAUGUCCUGGAGGAGGCUGGUGUACUCCGUGUACCCACCGGCCAUCGCAGGGGUUUUUACCCGAAUAUCUGACCGGAUCUUCCGCGCAAGAGACAGGAGAGGAGGGUCCUCGGUGCUGCUGCUGGCCCCCCUCCUGGCCGAAGCCGACCCGGCCCCCCGACGGGUCUCCAGGCCCGCGGGGUCCGCAGGAGCUCAGGGCACAGAGGGACUCUGCGGCCACUUCCGAUGGAUGGCAGAGCACGUACCUGCCUUUCGGGUGCCGGGAACCCACAUCCACAUCCUCACCUCGCCUGACCAGUUCUACCAGACUAUGAAGGCGCGCAUCAAGACCGCGAAGAGGCGGGUGGUGAUGGCCUCACUGUAUCUGGGAACGGGUCAACUGGAGCAGGAGCUGGUGGACUGCAUGGAGGACGCCCUGCAGCGCUCACAGGACAACAGCGACUCCCCCGACCUCAAGGUGUCCGUGCUGCUGGAUUACACCCGCGGCUCUAGAGGACAGAUUAACUCCAGGACCAUGCUGCUGCCGCUGCUGCAGCGCUUCACCUCUCAGAUGAGGGUCUCUCUGUACCACACCCCCGACCUGAGGGGGCUGCUGCGGCUGCUUGUCCCGCAGCGCUUCAACGAGACCAUCGGGGUCCAGCACAUCAAAGUCUACCUGUUCGACGACAGCAUCAUCAUCAGCGGGGCCAACCUGAGCGACUCGUACUUCACCAACAGACAGGACCGCUACGUGCUGCUGGAGAACUGCGGGGAGGUCGCCGACUUCUUCGCCGACCUGGUGGAGGCCGUGGGCGACGUCUCUCUGCAGCUGCAGCCCGACGACUCGGUCACAAUGCUGGAGGGCAUGGUGCACCCGUACAAAGGCAACCGGCAAGACUUCUCGACAGCGGCGAGGAAGCGUAUCAUGGAGGUGGUGAACACGGCCCAAAUGAGGCAGCAGCUGACUAACCGGCCGGAGGACUCUGAGGACGAGGGGCUGAGUGACGGGGGGCUGAGCGACGGGGGGGAGGACACCUGGGUGUUCCCUCUGGUGCAGAUGAAACCUCUGGGGAUCCAGGUGGAUGAGCAGGUCACACAGCGCCUGCUGAAAGACGCCGGGCCGAACUCAACCGUGUUCCUGACGUCGGGGUACUUCAACCUGACGCGGGCGUACAUGCGUCUGGUGCUCGGGGCCGGCGCCGGGUACCACAUCCUCACCGCCUCACCCGAGGUCAACGGCUUCUUCGGAGCCAAGGGCGUGGCCGGGGCCAUCCCAGCGGCCUACGUGCACAUCGCCAGGCAGUUCUACAACCAGGUGUGUUCUCUGGGCCAGCAGGAGAGGAUACACCUGCACGAGUACCACCGGCCAGAGUGGACCUUCCACGCCAAAGGUCUGUGGUAUUACCUCCAGGGGAAGGACCGGCCUUGCCUCACUCUAAUUGGCUCCCCUAAUUUCGGAUACCGCUCGGUUCACCGUGACCUGGAGGCCCAGAUCGCCAUAGUGACGGAGAACAAGGCGCUGCAGAGCCAGCUGCAGGAGGAGCAGGAGAGGUUGUAUCAGCGCUCCACCGAGGUGUCAAGCUCUACGUUCGAGCAGCCGGACCGUCACGUCAAGUUGUGGGUGAAAUUAGUCACUCCCCUCAUCAAGAACUUCUUCUGAGACGCCACCAGAGGGAGAAAGACUGGUUUCCUUUCGUCUUGAUGUUGAAGGUCACACCGGAGUCCGCAGAUGGGAGACAACCUCACCUUGGCUAUAACUCUCAUCAGUGUGUCCCAGGAAGUGACUUUAACAUACAUGAGAGAUGUAUGUGGUGAAUUGUAAACUUUCUUUUUGUAUCAAACUCCAGAUCCUGGUUUACCUGCACAGCUGUUACUGUUAGAUUGUUUCACCACCUGAUGUCAUCACAUUAUAGUUUUAACUGUUUUUCUACUACAACAUUUUAAAAAACUACUUCCUACCACUGCAAUGCAUUUCUUCAAGCUGCGAUAUAAAACAAUCCCUGGAGGAGCCUAAUAACCGUUAAGAGAGUUUACAGCAGUAAUCAAAGCUAAAUGUACAGUGUUUGUGAUUAUCUUUGUAAAUUAAAGGACGAUGUGGACGAGUUUUUAAAAUGA
Messenger RNA from Gymnodraco acuticeps, 2145 nucleotides. Its product is annotated as CDP-diacylglycerol--glycerol-3-phosphate 3-phosphatidyltransferase, mitochondrial. Gene Ontology annotation, cellular component: mitochondrion. The transcript has 11 exons. The record is from RefSeq and is a predicted model, not a curated record. Gene Ontology annotation, molecular function: CDP-diacylglycerol-glycerol-3-phosphate 3-phosphatidyltransferase activity. Gene Ontology annotation, biological process: cardiolipin biosynthetic process. Bases 41 to 1690 code for a protein of 549 amino acids. NCBI's taxonomy places the organism in Eukaryota, Metazoa, Chordata, Actinopteri, Perciformes, Bathydraconidae.